AUGAAGCCGAACAAUCGAACUUGUGAUGUAAUUACCAACAAAGAUGAAUCUCUUCCUGCACUUUUGCUGCCUGCACUGAACAGUUACACCUGUGACGAUUCAUUGCUAAAAGGACAAAUUUCAAGCAAUGGCAGAUAUCAACCAUUCGGGUUUUCUGAUUGCUCUUUACUGCCAAAGCGUUUAAACAUUCAGGCAGGGCAAGGAUCUAUGCCAGUUUCUUCGAUUCAAUGUGCAGACCACAGUUAUAGUAAUUGGCAAAAAGAAUCCGAAAAGACUAAGCUUCCCAAGCUUGGUUGCCCAACAGAGUACACUGAAUACUAUAAAACUGUUUCUUCCGGCGAAACAACCGAUUCAGCGGUUGUUUCAUCUAUAGCAACGAACAGACUCAAAAGAAAACGUCAGAGGGACGGCCCAAGUUGUGACUCUUGUAGGAUAAAGAAAAUAAAAUGCAAUGCAACAAUCAUUAUCUUUUUACAGGAUAGGAACCUAAUUUCAUCAAUUUCUUCAAAUUUGCAUUAUACACUUUCCCAAGACGACAUAAACCAGUUUCGAAUGAAGUUUUUCAGGAAACUGCCUGACGUGAUGGGCACAUAUGAAGUCAUAAAACACCUUGAUAAAAUAGUCCUUUUCAAAGCCUGCACCUCUUGCAGUAGAAGAAACCAAAAAAAUGGAAAGUGUCUUUUUUCGAGAGGAUUUACAAAAUCUGAUAUGAACGUAUUUCCCAAGAUAAAUAGUAAACUUAAAGACAAAAGUAUCUUCGAGAUGACUGUCGAUGAUUAUGUUGCCGCUGGCUUCCAAACCCUUUAG
Messenger RNA from Saccharomyces cerevisiae S288C, 807 nucleotides. RefSeq names its product Sut2p (gene SUT2). The coding region runs from base 1 to 807 and encodes 268 amino acids. Gene Ontology annotation, biological process: regulation of DNA-templated transcription. The transcript has a single exon. Gene Ontology annotation, cellular component: nucleus. The record is from RefSeq and is marked reviewed. Lineage: Eukaryota; Fungi; Ascomycota; Saccharomycetes; Saccharomycetales; Saccharomycetaceae. Gene Ontology annotation, molecular function: zinc ion binding; DNA-binding transcription factor activity, RNA polymerase II-specific.